GGCAGAUCUCACUAAUAAUGUUAAAGUGCCACCUCAUUCUGAUCACUUGUUCACAGUUAUGUGAGAUCCUAUAUCAGGAUUGAGGCAGGACAUUAGAUGUAAUACUGUACAAAUAGAACACAAUUACUGAGCGUUCUCAAUAAGCAACACCUGCCUCCAACUAAUAACAGCUGUACCCCCUUGAUUAUUUUUUACAGGGUCAUCAGUGACUUGUUUUCUCACUAGAUACGUUGUCUUUUUUUGCUUGCAGUUGUCAGAGGUAUUUGUUGCCAGCUGUUGCUGAAGUUAUGGAUUUUUUGAGAUUGUUGCUGUUGUGCCAACUAUUGGUUGGAAGGUGUCAAAUAAAAGCCUACCAAUUUGGAUCUGCUGAGAAACAUGGAGAAGAUGUGUUCAGUGCCUCUGAACCCUGGUUUCCUGUGGAGCCAGUAUAUCCAAUAGGAGGACCAGUGGAUUCUAGCUACCCACCCAAGCUGCCUCAGAAUUAUGGAUCCCUCCAGCCACUUCCUGUGGAGCCAGUCUACCCAAUAGGAGGACCUGUGGAUCCUAGCUACCCUCCCAAGCUGCCUCAGAAUUAUGGAUCCCUCCAGCCAUUUCCUGUGGAGCCACUCUAUCCAAUAGGAGGUCCAGUGGAUUCUAGCUACUCACCCAAGCUGCCUCAGAAUUAUGGACCCCUCCAGCCACUUCCUGUGGAGCCAGUCUAUCCAAUAGAAGGUCCAGUGGAUUCUAGGUACCCACUCAAGCUGCCUCAGAAUUAUGGACCCCUCCAGCCACUUCCUGUGUUGCCAGUCAACCCUAGCCAUCACUCUAAAAUGGCUCAGCAUUCUCAAUACCCUCCAUUUCCUGUAAAGAUCCAACAUUCAAAGGGGAGUCAGGUGCAGCCCAGAUCCACAAUUCAUCUUGAGGCUGAGAGGAUGGAACCCAUGCAUCAUUCUCGUAGUCUAGUGGGGUUUGGAGAAUUUCACGUGCCUCCAAAGCAUGUUCCCUUGCCUGAGCAGCCACACUACAAAGCUAAGCAACCAGGUGAGGGUUUCAAGUGGCCUCACAAGCCCCGUUAUAUGGCCAAACAUCUGUCCCAGAAGCAAGUGCUGUAAAGUGCUGCAUGUUGGGAGUUCAAAAUGUCUUUUUCACAGUGAUACUAACAAUAAC
Messenger RNA from Melanotaenia boesemani (Boeseman's rainbowfish), 1146 nucleotides. RefSeq names its product extensin-like. The transcript is spliced from 3 exons. The record is from RefSeq and is a predicted model, not a curated record. Lineage: Eukaryota; Metazoa; Chordata; Actinopteri; Atheriniformes; Melanotaeniidae. The coding region runs from base 288 to 1091 and encodes 267 amino acids.